CGGACUAAGGCCCAAUUUAACUCCGGCCUAUUUAGCAUAUGGAUAUCGUUGUCAUCAAAACCCUAAUUCUCAUUUUGGAAUUGGUUCGUCGCCGUUCACUUUGCUCCGAUGGGUGCCUACAAGUAUGUCUCAGAGCUUUGGCGUAAGAAACAGUCAGAUGUCAUGAAAUUCCUGCAGAGGGUGAGGUGCUGGGAGUAUCGUCAGCAACCUUCCAUUGUCCGUGUGACUAGGCCUACUCGUCCUGACAAGGCACGUCGCCUGGGUUACAAAGCUAAACAGGGAUAUGUGAUUUACCGUGUUCGAGUUCGGAGGGGUGGCAGAAAGAGACCAGUUCCCAAGGGUAUUGUAUAUGGGAAGCCCACAAAUCAAGGUGUCACCCAACUGAAAUUUCAGAGGAGCAAGAGGUCAGUAGCUGAGGAGCGAGCUGGACGGAAGCUGGGGGGCCUCAGGGUCCUCAAUUCUUACUGGGUGAACGAGGACUCGACGUAUAAAUACUUCGAGAUAAUCCUGGUCGAUGUUGCUCACAAUGCUGUCAGAAAUGACCCAAGGAUCAACUGGUUGUGCAAUCCUGUCCACAAACACAGGGAACUGCGUGGCCUCACUUCUGCUGGCAAGAAAUACAGAGGCCUCCGUGGCAGAGGGCAUCUCUACCACAAAGCUCGACCAUCCCGCAGGGCUACCUGGAAGAGAAACAAUACUCUUUCCCUUCGUCGCUAUCGCUGAUCUCACUAUAACUACUUUGCAUCUUCAUUUUUCUGAAUUUGUCAUUUAUAAGUUGGAAAUUCUAUUUGCUUGAAAUGUGUUGUAGUAUUGGCGAAAUAUACUUCACUAGGGAAUUUCUAAGAUACCGGUUCUUUUCCAGAUCGCUUGGUAUCAUGGGUGGGUUUGUUAUUUUUCAAUGAUUGCUGGGAGCUAGAAAAUUUUUGUUCUUUCAAUGAAAGCUAAUCAUCCAUAUGUUAUCUCCCA
Prosopis cineraria is the source of this 966-nucleotide messenger RNA. Its product is annotated as 60S ribosomal protein L15-1-like. The record is from RefSeq and is a predicted model, not a curated record. Lineage: Eukaryota; Viridiplantae; Streptophyta; Magnoliopsida; Fabales; Fabaceae. Gene Ontology annotation, molecular function: structural constituent of ribosome; RNA binding. Bases 109 to 723 code for a protein of 204 amino acids. The transcript has 4 exons. Gene Ontology annotation, biological process: cytoplasmic translation. Gene Ontology annotation, cellular component: ribosome; cytosolic large ribosomal subunit.